Molecule: messenger RNA, 668 nt
Organism: Notothenia coriiceps (black rockcod)
Lineage: Eukaryota; Metazoa; Chordata; Actinopteri; Perciformes; Nototheniidae
Product: bone morphogenetic protein 8A-like
Exons: 3
Cellular component (GO): extracellular region
Molecular function (GO): cytokine activity
Source: RefSeq, a predicted model, not a curated record
UGUGUCUCUGUCUCUGCAGUGGAGCAGGAGCGAGACCUCCUGCAGCCUCGUCCGUACUGGAAGGAGUUUCGCUUCGACCUGACGCCCCUCCCUCAGGGGGAGACGGUGACGGCAGCAGAGUUUAGGAUCUAUAAGACCCUGACGAUGGGCCAGAGGGCCAACCGGACCCUGCACAUCUCCGUCUACGAGAUCCAGAGAGACAACAGACACAGAGAGCCAGAGCUAGUGCUGCUGGACAUGCAGUCGGUGCCCGCAGGACAGGAGGGCUGGCUGGCCUUCGACGUCACCACGGCCUCCAACAACUGGCUGCUCCACCCGCGCAGCAACCUGGGCAUACGUCUUUAUGUGGAGACAGAGGAGGACCGCUCCCUGUCUGCAGGCUGGAUCGGGUUGGUGGGCCGCAGGGGCCCCCGCUCCAAGCAGCCCUUCAUGGUGACCUUCUUCAGGGAGAGUCAGGUCCCGUGUCGCCCGCCACGAGCUGUCAAGCCGCAUCCUCGCAGGAAGAAACCCAAAUACGACCUCCCAGUUCCCAGCAUUCAAAGUGAGCGUCCAAUAGCAAAUCAGCAGACAAUGAAAAUAGAGAUAGACAGAGCUACAUUGUUUAAACUCAAGUAGAAACGUUAUACAUUUAUUGACUUAAAGGUAGGGUAAUGGAGAAACCAGCUCGA